Molecule: messenger RNA, 318 nt
Organism: Punctularia strigosozonata HHB-11173 SS5
Lineage: Eukaryota; Fungi; Basidiomycota; Agaricomycetes; Corticiales; Punctulariaceae
Product: transcription factor TAFII-31
Exons: 2
Biological process (GO): RNA polymerase II preinitiation complex assembly; DNA-templated transcription initiation
Cellular component (GO): SAGA complex; transcription factor TFIID complex
Molecular function (GO): RNA polymerase II general transcription initiation factor activity; protein heterodimerization activity; transcription coactivator activity
Source: RefSeq, a predicted model, not a curated record
CCGCCGUCGGCGAGAGCCAUUGCCUUAUUACUCGCGUCAACACCAACCGUACAAGACGCGCAGCCUGGAGUGCUGCACCAAUUGCUUGAAUUCGCGCAUCGUUACACGUCUCAGGUAUUGUCCGAUGCGCAAGUGUAUGGGGACCAUGCGGGUCGCGGUGGCAAGAUCGAGCUAGACGACGUUACUCUCGCGGUCCAAGCUCGUGUAGGUUGGGAGUUCGGGGGACGUAUACCCAAGGAGUACCUUCUGCAACUGGCCUCCCAGACGAACUCCCAGCCUUUGCCAGCGGUUCCUGAAGUGUUUGGUGUUAGGCUGCCG